AUGUCCGAGCCAGCACCAGCACCAGCACCAGCAGCUGCUGCGGUGCCGUCGAAACCACCACCGACGACAACGAGCUCCAAGCAGCAGCACCAGCAGCACCAGCCCAGUCCAGCCAUCCCCGUCGGCCUCAACGAAGCUGGACUCGACUCGCCCACAUUUCGCGCCACGGCCGCUCACUUCUCCGACCAGGUGGAGGCCAUUGAACGAUGGCUUGACGACUACACAAAAGCAUCCUCCAAGGUGGCACGCGAGAUCCUCGCCCUCGAAGACAACAUCAACCUCUGCCUCGCCAAGAGCUUCCCGCCCGCCGCCGCCGUCGACGGCGUCAUCGACAACGACUACACGCUGCUCGCCCUGCGACGGUCGAGCGAUGGCAUCCGCGCCUGGUGGUCCCAGGUCAUCUCGACCAUGCGCAGGAUGGACGGCAUCAACGUCGACCCCAUCCGCGCCUUCCUGACAGGCGAGCUGCGGUCCUUCAAGGAGACGCGCCGCGCCCUCGACAGCGCCCAGCGACAGUUUGACCAGAUGCUCGCGCGCUACGUCGCCCAGCCCAAGACCAAGGAGCCCUCGUCGCUGCGCGAGGACGCCUUUGCCGUGUACGAGGCCCGCAAGAUCUACCUCGCCGCCUCGAUGGACUUUUGCCAGAUGGCGCCCCACCUGCGCUUCUCCCUCGACAAGCUGCUCGUGCGCGUGAGCGCCGACAUGUGGAAGGAGCUGACGCGCGCCCACGAGUCGGUCAUGGACGUCAUGCGCUGGGGCACCGAGAUGGACCGCAUCCGCGGCUGGUCCAGGGAGAUGGACGCCACCGAGUCCGUCUUCCGCCGCGAGCUCAUGCGCCUCCGCAGGGACAUCAGCCACGCCGCCAAGGAGGCCACCAAGCCGUCGCGCGAGCUCGACGACUACAGCGCCUCGACCGUGCCCUACCUCGGCAGCCGCGGGCCCGUCAGCGUCCAGACCCAGGACCGGGCCGCCGUCAUCUCCGAGAAGCAGGGCUGGCUCUUCCUGCGCAGCGUCUACGGCAAGCCCGCCCGCACCACCUGGGUGCGCCGCUGGUACUACUGCCGCGACGGCAUCUUCGGCUGGCUCAUCCAGGGCCCCCAGGGCGUCCUCCAGGGCGACGAGAUUGGCGUCCUCCUGUGCAGCGCCAAGCCGGCCGUGGCCGAGGACCGCCGCUUCUGCUUCGAGAUCAAGACCAAGAGCCAGACCAUGGUCCUGCAGGCCGAGACCCAGGCCGAGCUCACCGAGUGGCUCGAGGUGUUCGACGUGGCCAAGAGGAAGGCCUUUGACGCGAGCAUGGGCCGUGACAGCACGCCUCUGCCCUCUGGCCUCGACCCGGCCUUUCACAUCACGCCGCCGCCCGUUCCCGAAUUCUCGGCCAAGUCCCUUGACGCCCAGCUCGCCGGCGACGAACUGCCCGCUGCCGCCCUCGACAGGGCAGGCACCCUACCCGUGCCCGGGCCCGACGGAACCCUGACGAGCCGCGCCAGCUUUGACAUCAACGCCGCUGGCGGGUCGCGCCGCUCCAUCACGGCCCUGGGCCGCGAUCUGGGCCGCGAGAUGAUGAUCCGCGAAGAGGGCGAGUCGAGCCGGGAACAUGCGGCAAGGCUCAUCCAGAAGCUUGAUCUCCACCGCAAGGGCACCUUUGGCAGCGAGCUCGACGCGCGUGGGCACGGAGCUGGCGCGCAGGGCGGCGGCGGCGUGGUGGCGGCGAGCCCCGCGUUUGCCCCUCGGGAGCUCCUCCAGGGCCGCCUGGCGCCCGCUACGCUGGCCAAGGCGCCGGUGCUGACGGCUCUCAGUCGCACGGCUGUUGUCGUCACGGGCGACAAAGACCUCGCGCUGGAUGCGGCCAGUCAUCUGCCGGCCGCCGUCAUGGCAAACUACUGGGGCAGCAAUCCUUGGGGCACGGUCUACGGCACGGGCCACGGCAGCCCCAGGACGCCCGGGCAGAUGGACGAGAACCCAUUCGGCCUCGUGGUCACCGAGGUCGGCAAGGCCGGCGAGGAAAAGCCAGCGCCUCCGGUCGGCGCACAUCGGAAGACUGUCAGCGUCGACACGACGAGGGACGUGCAAAAGACAGCCCAGCCUAGACAGCAGGUCGAGACGUUCCCGCCGGGCUACCCGCAGGAUCUGCGCGCGCAGCACCCCCAGUUUCGACUCCUCUUCCCCGCCGUGCCGCUCGACGAGAAGCUCGUGCUCGUCUUCAGCGCGGCGUGGACCAGCUCGACGGGCAAGGAAGACACGGCGCCGCAGGGCGAGGGCAUUGCGGGCAACGGACGCAUCUUUGUCACGUCGGACAAUUUGUACUUUUACGGCGAGCAGCUCGGUCUCGUUAUCGCAUACACCAUGAGCCUCGACAUGAUCACAGAAGUGACGGCGGCACCAGGCAAGGAGUGCGACUACAUUUACCUCCACCUCGGCGACGAGUCCAACGACACUGGCUAUUCACGCAUCACGAUCAAGAUUUUCUUGGAGAACCUUGUCCUGCUCCACGCACGUCUCAACCUCCUCGUGGACGACCUCCAAGCCGAAGAGCCCAUGGCGCUGCAAGAGCUCGUCACGGCGCUCAUCGGACUCGAGCACGACACGACGCAACGGCGGCCCAGCGUCGACAGCUGGGAGGAGAUCCCGUCCAGCACACCGUACGACGACGGCACGACGGCGGGGCGGCCGGCGCGGCGCGGCAGCCACGCGCCGGUGCCACGGCUCCACGUCAGCCACGUCAGCCAUGUCAGCCAUGUCAGCCACGCGCACCUGCGGCCGGCGCCCAAGUUCCAGAUGCCGACGCACGCGGUCGUGUUCGAGCCGGACGACAUGCAGCACAAGGUGGCGGAGCGGCACUUUGAGCUCAGCGCCAAGGCGUGCUUCCACGUGCUCUUUGGCGACAAGAGCUUCGUGUUCCCCAAGCUCUACUUUGAGCGGCGGGCGCAGCGGAUCGCGCAGGGCCCGUGGGCGCUGGGCGACCAGGGGCGGCUGCGGCGCGACUUUACGUUCAAGGUCGACUACGCCGACAUGCUGGGACGGUCGCGGUCGGCCGACUUCGUCGACCACCAGGUCAUUGACGUGUUCCAGGACCACGUCACGUACGUCGUCACGCACGUCAAGACGGCGUGGCACCUGCCGCACUCGCAGCACCUCAAGCUCGUCGUCAAGAUUGUCAUUACGCACGUGGCCAAGUCCAAGUGCAAGCUGGCGGUGUACACGCGCGUCGACUGGUCCAAGACGCCGGCCUUCUCGAAGCGGCUCGUCGAGCGGCAGGCGCUCGACGACGCCGACGGCGACGCCGAGGACCUCGCCGAGGUGGCGACGGACCAGGUGCGCAAGCUGGGGUCGCACAGCCGCACGAAGCGGGCGAUCCAGGUGUACGGCCACAUUGGGCAGCAGACGCAGGUCGUCGUCUUCUCGCCGGCGGAGAAGGACGCGGCCGCUGCCGGGGGCGGCGGCGGCGGCGGCGCGCGCAGGCAGGUCAUCAAGCAGCGCACGCUGACGGCCAUGCUGCUCGAGACGGUGCGGUCGUUUGGCGAGAGCGCCGUGACGUCGGUCAUCAUGUGGGCGAUUGCCGGCGUGCGCACCGUCUUCUCGGUCGUCACGGCGCACCGGCUGCUGCUGCUGCUGCUGCUGGGGCUCAGCGCGCUGACCAACGUCAUCUGGGCGUCCAAGGAGAACUCGGGCUGGUGGUCGGAGCGGCGGGCGGUGCGGUUCAUGAAGAAUGUGGGCGUCGGGCCCAACGUCGUCAUGAGCAAGGCCAUCUACAUGGCGGACCUCGGCGAGGCGUCGGGGGCGGCACGGAACGGUAGCUCGCCGGAGAGUGCUUGCUUCUCGGCGUUCCAGCGCGUGACCAACGCGACGGACCUCGACGCGCCGUUCGAGGGCGCCGGGUCGACGCUGACGUCGGCGUCGAGCCGGGCGACGGCGCGGCGCAUCCGGCGCACGCGGCAGCGGCUGGGGUCGUACCGGCACGAGCUGCUCGUGGCGAUGCGCGUCGUCAACAGCAUCGAGCGCGAGAUGGUGCAGUCCGAGUGGGAGAACUGGCUGGCGGACGAGACGACGCGGUGCGACCAGCUGCGGACGGUGCUCGCCGAGGAGGCGGUCAGGACGAAGCGCGGGGGCGAGACGAAGCGCGGGGGCGAGCAAAAGGUGCUGCCGCCGGUGGAGGGCGAGGCGCGCCAGGCGACGCUGCGCGCGUGGCACGAUGCGUACUGCGGCAGCUGCCGGGUCGAGCAGCGGGCGCUCGCGCAGGGGCGUGAUCCUGUGACGGGGCUGUAG
Verticillium dahliae VdLs.17 is the source of this 4263-nucleotide messenger RNA. Its product is annotated as SipA3. NCBI's taxonomy places the organism in Eukaryota, Fungi, Ascomycota, Sordariomycetes, Glomerellales, Plectosphaerellaceae. The transcript has 3 exons. Bases 1 to 4263 code for a protein of 1420 amino acids. Gene Ontology annotation, cellular component: cytoplasm; plasma membrane; endoplasmic reticulum. Gene Ontology annotation, molecular function: protein binding. The record is from RefSeq and is a predicted model, not a curated record.